AUGUAUUCAUCCAAAGUUGCUUUCACUCUUAUUGUUUCAAUUGCAAUUGUAACAGCAGUUCCUCUAGAGGGACAAGGAGGUCUCGGAGGAAUCCUUGGUGGAGGUGAAGGUGGUUUAGGAGGAAUACUCGGAAAUGGAGGAUUAGGUGGAAUCCUUGGAGGAAAUGGAUUGGGAGGAGUACUUGGAGGAGAGGAUGGUGGAUUGGGAGGAAUCAUUGGCCAACUUCUUGGAAGUGCAAAUGCAACAGAUGGACUUUUGGGAAUUAUAAAUCCAGCAGAUUUAUUGGAUUUGUCUCUUCUUGGAGAUGGACUCACUCAAAAAAUUAUAAAUCUUGUGAAAGAAAUUCCAGAAAGUGCUCUCCCAAAAGUUCAAGACAUUCUCUCAAAGGUGGAUAAUCUUGGAGUUGAGGAAGUUCUAUCCGAACUUAAUGAUCUUGUACCUGGUCUUGGAGAUGAACUUGAAAAUCUUAUUUCAACAGUCUUCAACCUUAUUGAACAGUUGCUCAAUGAAGUAGCUGAUGUUGUGAGAAGCCUUUCAGAUGUCUUUGGAAAGUUGUCUGAUAUCAUCGGUAACGACAAACUGACAUCUGUUGAGAAGAACGAUGCAAUUAAUCAAUUGAAAGAAACAAAUGAAAUUGAAUUUAAUACAAUCAUUUUCAUUAUCACUCAACUCCUCAACAGAGAAAAACUUCCAGAAAUUCCACCAACUCCAAUCAAUGUUUAA
Molecule: messenger RNA, 723 nt
Organism: Caenorhabditis elegans
Lineage: Eukaryota; Metazoa; Nematoda; Chromadorea; Rhabditida; Rhabditidae
Gene: srlf-9
Product: SXP/RAL-2 family protein Ani s 5-like cation-binding domain-containing protein
Exons: 3
Coding region: 1-723 (240 amino acids)
Source: RefSeq, marked reviewed